This is a messenger RNA of Salvelinus fontinalis (brook trout), 4042 nucleotides long. Its product is annotated as gap junction alpha-8 protein-like. The transcript is spliced from 2 exons. The record is from RefSeq and is a predicted model, not a curated record. Bases 16 to 1593 code for a protein of 525 amino acids. Lineage: Eukaryota; Metazoa; Chordata; Actinopteri; Salmoniformes; Salmonidae. Gene Ontology annotation, biological process: cell communication. Gene Ontology annotation, cellular component: connexin complex.
CGCUACGGACCGAUCAUGGGUGACUGGAGCUUUCUGGGUAAUAUUUUAGAGGAAGUGAAUGAGCACUCAACGGUGAUCGGCCGGGUGUGGCUCACGGUCCUCUUCAUUUUCCGCAUCCUCAUCCUGGGUACGGCGGCAGAGUUUGUGUGGGGCGACGAGCAGUCGGACUACGUCUGUAACACGCAGCAGCCCGGUUGUGAGAACGUGUGUUACGACGAGGCGUUCCCCAUCUCUCACAUCCGCCUGUGGGUUCUGCAGAUCAUCUUUGUGUCCACGCCAUCUCUGGUCUACGUGGGCCAUGCCGUGCACCACGUCCACAUGGAGGAGAAACGCAAGGAGCGCGAAGAGGCCGAGCUGAGUCGCCAACAGGAGCUGAGUGAGGAGCGGCUGCCACUAGCGCCUGACCAGGGCAGUGUGCGCACCACCAAGGAGACCAGCACAAAGGGCAGCAAGAAGUUUAGGCUGGAGGGCACCCUGCUGAGGACCUACAUCUGCCACAUCAUCUUCAAGACACUGUUCGAAGUGGGUUUUGUAGUGGGCCAGUACUUUCUGUACGGCUUCCGCAUCCUGCCGCUGUACAAGUGCAGCCGCUGGCCCUGCCCCAACACCGUAGACUGCUUCGUGUCCCGGCCAACAGAGAAGACAGUCUUCAUAAUUUUCAUGUUGGCCGUGGCUUGCGUCUCGCUCUUCCUCAACUUUGUGGAGAUCAGCCAUCUGGGCUUGAAGAAGAUCCGCUUCGUCUUCUGGAAGCCAACCCCGGGGCAAGCCCAGGGUGAAGGCCUGAGCCCCCUGCCCCCCCCAGGGGGGAUCCUGAAGAGCCUGCCUCCCCUGGCUGUGCCCUCCAUCCAGAGGGCCAAAGGCUACAGGCUGCUGGAGGAGGAGAAAGCCCCGUCCGUGACCCACCUCUAUCCUCUGGCAGAGACGUGCAUGGAGGCAGGGAGGUUAACCCCCCUGGCCCCGCCCUUCCAGUGCAUGGAGGAGAAGGCGGAAGAACUGAGGCACACGGAGGAUAUUUCUAAGGUGUACAAUGAGAUCCUGCCCUCCUACGCCCAGACCACCGAGAUAGGGGAGGACACACUACCACUACACCAAGAGGAGGAGGAGCAGGAGCAGGUGGUGGAGGAGGAGGACAAAGAAGAGGUGGUGGUGGUGGAGGAGGAGGUGGAGGAGGUGGUGGAGCAGGAUGUGGUGGAUGGAGUGGUGGAGGAGGAGGUGGUGGAUGGAGUGAUGGAGGUGGUGGUGGAGAAGGAUGUGGUGGAUGGUGUGGUGGAGGAGGUUGUGGUGGAGGAGGAUGUGGUGGAUGGUGUGGUGGAAAGGGAGGAAGAGAAAGAAGAAGAGCAGAGGGAGAAGGAUGAAGAAGAGAGGGAAAAGGAGGUGGUGGAGGAGGUUGUGGUGGAGGAUGUGGUGAAAGAGGAUGUGGAGCAGGAGGAUGCGGUGAAGGAAGUUGUGGUGGUGGAGGAGGUGGUCGACGGGGAAGGGGGACCUCCAACCGAGGCGGAGAUGGAGGUGACGGAUACGAUAGAAGACACCAGACCACUGAGCAGAUUGAGCAAAGCCAGCAGCAGGGCCAGGUCAGACGAUCUCACCGUAUGAACCUGUGAGAGAAAACACACGCACACACUUACACCGAACACAGGAGAACAUACACCUAACUCUAGACAACACACACUUAAAACAGCAGGGAAACUUAACCAAGGGAAAGACAUGUAAAUCCAACAGGGAUAGAUUCAAUCACAAGUUGCAUAUUACCCUUAUGACGUGGGCAACAUCAUUCAACAAGGCAAAGAAAGAUCUGAGCCUGUUUGUGAGAUAAGUGAAUAUUAUAAAAAGUAGCGGUUAACAAGAGGGAUAGAUUUUUUUUCAUUAAGCGUGUUCUUAUGUAGAAAACGUAGAAAGGGCAAACAUGCAGAAAGGGGAAAAUAUUUUUACUUUAACAAUAACCAAUGAAAGUUCAGUAAUGUUUACAUAUUCUGGUGGGGUUGAAUGGGUAGGGGAAGAGAUUGAGCAUAUAUUCCUAUCUGCAAGGCAGUAACAUUACUGUAGGCAGGCAAGCACUUUCAUUCCCAUACAGUCAGUGACAGACUGUAAUUAUGUAGUUGCAAACAUCUUGCAGGUGGAAGGGUUCUUAUGCACCAAGUCCUUGCACAGAAAAAUCAUGUAACAAAAUGUACAAACUUAUGACCGACUCUUCAACACUAAGUUGAUAGUCAUUUUUUGGAUCAAUAAUAGCAUAAUUUUGGCACACAUUUCCUAGAGAACAGGGAACUCUGUGCAAGGCCAAUAUAACCCUCAUAUCAACUCAAUUAUGCUUAGAUUUACAUUUCUUUCAAAUGAAGGGAGAUUUGCAUCUAUGUACAAGAACAUAUCUCUCCCUUUCAUGUUUAUAUACAGCGUUGUACAGCCAAAAAGCUGGGUAGUGGAGAAAAACAAACCCCAAAAAUACCACAUGUUGAAUGUCUCUUUUCAAUGUGAUUCUACAGCUCAUCUUUUGGAUUGCUUAUAUAUUUCGUUGCCUAUAUAAUGCAGAAGUGUGAACUGUUAUAAUGUCUUUUUUGUGAAAGAGAGGAGUGCUGGUUUUGCCCGAUCACAGACUGGAGCAUAGUAACAACCUCAGGCCAAAUCCUCUCUUUUCGCGCUGUACAAACAGGCUUCAGAGCGAUAAAGAUCACGCACGAUCAGCACAAAGUAUUGUGGAGCCACAGACAAUAAAAGAAAGCACUCUCAUAUGAAAAACAAGCUUCCUUGACAUUGUUGUGGGGGAAAAAUAGUUUUACUUGAUUUUAUCUGCCCUUGAUGUUCUUUGCCCCUGUACAAAUAUGAAAUACUUGUUUACUACAUUUUGAAAGACAAACAAUAAAUGGUGAAUCUCAUUGUACAUAAACUAUCAUCCUAACUGAUGUCUAAUAGCAAACAGAAUGUUGAGACAGUUUAAGUUAUGAUAUUAUGUCUAGCUAAAUUACUAGAAAACAGUCAAGAAACAUCAUAAUGCUGCUCAAGUCACUGAUUUGGUAGGGAAAAUUAAGUGCUUAUCAAAAUUGAAUCAUUAUUUCCCAAAUUACCAUAGACUUGCUUUGCAGAACUUUGACCUUUCUUAUCUCUGUCCCAGAGAUGUUUUUAUUUUUACAUGUUUAAAAAGUUGUUAGAGAGCAGAAUUCUCUCUUACAAGUACUUUUUAAAUUAAAACAAAAAAACAAUUCCCCAUGAAAGGGAAGCCUUAAAGUAUGACUUAUGUGUAUGAAAUAUUUCUAUAUUUUUCUCUCUUGCUCUCUCUGCUUUAUUUAGAUUGCUUUCCAAUGUAUAUUGUUUUUGCUUUCUUUUGCUUUCCAAUGUAUAAUUGUAUGUGCUUUAUCUGUAAAUGUAAAUUCUCAGAUGUCUUUGUAAAGGUUAAAGCACUUCCAUUGCUCUGGGAACUAUGUGAAUGUCAUGUCUUAAAUUCAACGUUUUUUCCCUUAGCUUUCAAAUAAUCAUUUGUACAUGCAACCCCCCCCCUUAAAUAUGUUAGGGAAAUGUAAAGUUUGUCUGCAAAUAACUGUACUUGCUUCUCAGUCAGUGCUGUGCCUUAAAGCAAAGCAUUGGUCAAUGCAGCAGUGGGUUUAUCCAGUGGCACAAAUCAAAUGGUGCAGAAAAGCCACACGCACACACACUUCCAGUGUUGGUUUUGGGGGUAUGAUCAAACGGCUCUAGACAAACUCUGAUAGAAAGGCAGCUUUGACCCCUUUGUGACCCCUAGCCACUCAUUUGCUUCCCAUAAGCCAAUGCUUUAACAACCUUGUGAAUGAGACAACAGGCUUUUCACAAAUGCAGAAUAGUUUAGCACAUUUCAACACUGAAAUAUAUUCCAAAAACAAAAUGUGUUCUGGUUCUCAUGUGUGGUAAAUUCAUAUAACUGGUACAUAUGUGUUUUGUGUUUCAAACAGUUCCCCUUGCUUAAUCGUUUGUAAGAACAUUUGACUAAUCUUGGGAAAGAAAAGAUAACUUUUUACUAACUUCUAGUCCUCUUUGCUCCUAGUUGUGUGGCUGUAUGAUCUUUUGGACAGUGAAC